Molecule: messenger RNA, 340 nt
Organism: Cherax quadricarinatus
Lineage: Eukaryota; Metazoa; Arthropoda; Malacostraca; Decapoda; Parastacidae
Source: RefSeq, a predicted model, not a curated record
AUGAGGUCAAUGUAUGCGGCUUCUUUGAUAGCAAAAAGCACUUUAUAUUCUAUAUUUUCCCAGGUAAAGAUGUUUGGAAGGGGUGGACGUGGUGGCGGUGGUGGUUAUGGAAGAGGUGGUGGUGGAUAUGGCAGAGGUGGCGGCAGUGGGUUUGGCAGAGGUGGUGGUGGUGGAUUUGGCAGAGGAGGCGGCGGUGGAUUUGGCAGAGGUGGAGGUGGUGGUUUUCAUGGAGGAGGAGGGCGUGGUUUUGAUGAUGUGCCUGGAGAAGUGCUGGAGUAUGGUUACUUUACACACACAGCACAAAGGACCUUGUGUGUAAAGUGACACACAAAGAUGUCCC